AUGGCCGCAGCGGUUCUGAGCGAUGUCGUGAAACGAGUCGGUGACUUCCUCGUCAAUGAAGCAGUCUUCCUGUACGAAGUGAGAGACCAUGUCGAGUGGGUCACGGACGAGCUCCGGGCGAUGGAGUGCUUCCUGAAGGAUGCCGAAUUGAAGAGCAAGAGGGACGAGAGGGUGAAGAACUGGGUGAGACAAGUGAGGGAAAUCGCUUAUCGGGCGGAGGAUCUCGUCGAGUCCUUCGUCCUCCAUGCCCAGCGGAGGCGACGACUGAGCGAGGCUUCAUCCGGACCGUUGUGUGCUGCCUUCGCCUCCCCAGAGACCUCACUGUACUCCACAAAUUCGGUAAGGAGAUCGAAGCCAUACAGGCCAAAAUCUGAGGCAUCAAUGAUCACAAAAACAGAAUCUAGGAUUUGGGCGGAGGGGCGAGGAGGCAGGUCGACGAGACAGUCCAAGAACGGAGGCGAGUCGUUCUUCAUGCCGUAGCUGCUGAUGUGAACGGCAUGGACGAGGAGGAGAAGAUCCUAGAACAUCCGUUGGACAGGAGCAGGAAUAAGCGGUCGUGAUUUCCAUUCUGAGGAUGGGAAGACUAAAGAAUAUAAGAAUAAGAUGUUCAAUAUGAAUUUAUGGAAACUAUGAAGGAAAUGAGAAACGAACAACUUUAUGUGGUUCGGAGGUUAA
Spirodela intermedia is the source of this 675-nucleotide messenger RNA. The record is from the annotation of a GenBank genome assembly. Lineage: Eukaryota; Viridiplantae; Streptophyta; Magnoliopsida; Alismatales; Araceae.